CUACCUGUGUAUCACCCAAUUCUCGGACGACCCCAACCCAGGCCGCCGAAAGACGGGCUAAUCAUCCGAUAUCGCCACAAAGCCACAAGCCCUCAAACAAGGCCGGAGAUUGAAGUGAUGUGGAGACGGACACUCGCUGUUGGUUCGACCAACGCGAGCUGCCGAACCCAUUCGCGAUUAUGACGGCGUGUGGUCCGGCCAACUCGGCGUUUCCGUCCGCGAGGCCACGAGACCACACUCUCGGGGAGAUCUGGAUUUCUCAAUUAUCAAUUAUCACAUCCCUUUUGCUAAUAUACCUAGGCUCAACUGAAUCCCGCAUAGGAUGCAACUCCGAGAUGCAGUCGAUUGUUCUCGUGGCCUCCCUUGUUCCACACCGCCUGAUGGGAGUCAUUCGCCUGUGUAUCAUCGCACACUUACGUACUAUAGCUCGGUCUGGCAAAGAAAUACAAAGAAAAAUUACAAAAUCUUGGAAUCCGAGCAAGAUUUCUAGGCAGCAAACCGGCAACGACGGGUGCUUCGCUGACGACUUUUGGGGCUUUCCUCGCCAUCUCUCCCCCACGCGACGCGUGCUGCAGGAGAGACGCAUUGGUCCCAUCUAUGCGCGUCUGACCAUCUCAGCCCUAGGCUAAAGAAUUGUUUGUUGCCACUACCUUGCUGACCGCAUCAGCUAGCCUCGUCCCAAGCGUUCGUCGCCAACCGUGCAUAAGCA
Molecule: messenger RNA, 709 nt
Organism: Annulohypoxylon maeteangense
Lineage: Eukaryota; Fungi; Ascomycota; Sordariomycetes; Xylariales; Hypoxylaceae
Exons: 1
Coding region: 180-629 (149 amino acids)
Source: RefSeq, a predicted model, not a curated record